Psylliodes chrysocephalus is the source of this 1372-nucleotide messenger RNA. Lineage: Eukaryota; Metazoa; Arthropoda; Insecta; Coleoptera; Chrysomelidae. The record is from the annotation of a GenBank genome assembly.
UUAUAGAUCAAUGGAAAUCAUUUGAUAUAUAUUAUGUUAAGAAAGAUCUUAAAAUAAUUUAAAUGGUAACAAUAUAAAAAUUAUACUUCGUAGAUCGGUGAUGAAAUAUGGUUGAAAUCAAAAUACUCUAGUUGGUUUCUUAACAUACUUAGGAGGAGAUUUAAAGAAGAGUAGAAGAAGAAAUAGUGCGAAAGUAUAAAAUUUCGCGCCAAAUCCAAGCCAAGAUUCAGAUUCACUGUCAAAAUAUCAAAAUAAUCAUCACAGAAUAUAGGUAUAAUAACAGACACAACAAGAAAGUUAUAUAGUAAAGUGGUGGUAUACGUAUUUUUAUUAAUAUUAAUUAAUAUAAAACUGUAAAAUAUGGUCCAGAAGGAACAACAAAAAGUUAACUUGCCGUGGGUUGAAAAGUAUCGUCCCAGUAGUCUUGAUGAUUUGGUAUCCCAUGAAGAUAUUAUAAAAACAGUUAGCAAAUUUAUUCGAGAAGAUCAAGUGCCUCAUUUGUUAUUCUAUGGACCUCCUGGUACUGGUAAAACAAGUACAAUUCUAGCAUGUGCCAGACAACUAUAUACUCCAGCACAAUUUUCUUCAAUGGUUUUAGAAUUAAAUGCAUCAGAUGACAGGGGAAUAGGAAUUGUUAGAGGACAAAUAUUGACAUUUGCUAGUACAAGAACAAUAUUUAAGUCCGGCUUUAAGCUAAUCAUAUUAGAUGAAGCUGAUGCAAUGACCAUGGAUGCACAGAAUGCCCUUCGUAGGAUAAUUGAAAAAUACACAGAAAAUGUCAGAUUUUGUAUAAUUUGUAAUUAUUUAAGCAAGAUAAUACCGGCCCUACAGUCUCGUUGCACAAGAUUCAGAUUCGGUCCAUUGUCUCCAGAUCAAAUUUUACCAAGAUUAAACUACGUUGUCGAUGAAGAAAAGGUAACUAUUACAGAAGAUGGUAAGAAAGCUUUACUGACGUUGGCAAAUGGAGAUAUGAGAAAAGUUUUAAACGUAUUACAAAGCACGUGGUUAGCUUAUAAAAAUGUCACGGAAGAUAAUGUUUAUACUUGUGUGGGUCAUCCUUUGCGGACGGAUAUUGAAAACAUCGUUAAGUGGUUGCUGAAUGAAGAUUUCCAAACUACUUACAAAAAUAUUAAAGAGUUAAAAAUGAUUAAAGGCCUUGCCCUUCACGAUAUACUUACCGAAGUUCACAAAUAUGUUCACAGAAUUGAAUUUCCAUUUAAUGUGCUGAUAGAUCUUCUUGAAAAGAUGUCAGAAAUUGAGAAUCGUCUAUGUGCUGGUGCAAGUGAAAAUAUUCAGCUGACUGCAUUGAUCUCGGCAUUCCAGAAUGUUAAAGAUAUUACACCUCCGGAAUCUUCGUAAUGAAACUUUUACA